Messenger RNA from Cryptococcus wingfieldii CBS 7118, 378 nucleotides. RefSeq lists its product as hypothetical. The record is from RefSeq and is a predicted model, not a curated record. NCBI's taxonomy places the organism in Eukaryota, Fungi, Basidiomycota, Tremellomycetes, Tremellales, Cryptococcaceae. The transcript is spliced from 2 exons. The coding region runs from base 1 to 378 and encodes 125 amino acids.
AUGGAUGUGAUGUCCAUCGUCGGUGGUGUUGAUGUCCAUCCACAUCCUCUUUCCCAAAUUCCCUUUCACCUUGUCACUGCCAAGGGUCCUGUCAACGUUGAUCUCGGCGAUCUGGACAUCCCUGAUCCGGAAGGUCUUGGACGUUGGCGAAAUAUCACGUUGGAGGAAAGGGGUCAAGUCGGGUCCAGUUUCUACCACGGAUCUGUCUACUGGGAGAAGCAAAGGGAAAGAGCAGAGGCGGAAAGCAGUUCAGAGAUACCCAGUGAGGAGAGAUCAGGUUCUGGCUUGAUCAAAGAUUCGCCACCUCCAUACGACGGGCCCAGGGGCAGAGGGAUGCGUGUCAGGACCAGCGUGGGGGCUAUCAAUGUUGUAUUCUAG